AAGUCUUACUGCUAGAGGUAGGUCGCCUGCAGACUCAGCAGGUUACGGGAGCUGAGAAGUGGGUGCCAAAGGGAUAAGGGAGGAUAGAAGGGGGUGUAAGGGGAUUAGGGGUUUUGGGGGGUUUUGGCAUAGGUUGGGGAGAAGGGGGACUAGGAGGGGUUAGAAUGGCUUUUAUAGGUGGGAAAUACUUGGAGAGAGUGAAAGGAGGGCAUGGAGAUAAUAGAGAUUUGAAAGCGAUCAAUCUUUUUGGGGUUAGUCCGGAAAUGCAGUAUAAGUCGCAAAGUCCUUAUCUCAGCAAGAUUAGAUUCAGAAAGGUUAGAGGUAUUAAAUCGCCAAUACUGGAAUCAUCUGCGUCUCCAAGACAAUCUCCUAAACCUAUCGAGAAAGAGAAGAGACUUGAUACAAAUCAAGAAGAGUUUGACGAUGUAAAGAAAAUCUUAAAGAAAUCUGAAGAAAAGCAGACCAGAGUUUUACAAAUGAAAAAGAGUUAUCUUACAGCAAGGAUGUAUAAAUAAGAAGUACAAGAAGCCAUCUCCAAAGUCUCUUAAGAAAAAAUUUAAUCUUUUUGAUCCUGAAAAAAACUUACUAAAUCCAAUUUUACCUAAUAUGUUGAAACUCCAAAAACCGAAAGUGCCUAGUUCUAUCACUUCAAAACUUAAACUUUUAAUCUCAAAGAGAAAAGAACUACUUCAAAAUUCCAAGACUUCUCAAUUACUUCCCCCACCUCCACAUUACUUUGCAUCUACAGAGAUAAUCCAUAAUACAAACUCUCCCAAAGAAAGCUCUUUACAAUCCUUAUACUCAGAUGUCUUGAUCUCAAGACCCCCUACCACAAUGCCCACUCGUAAACCCCACCAAGGCUCAAUCCACAAAUUCCUCCACCAGACCCCUUCCAAAAAUACACCUUCUAGAAGAAAGACCGCUUCUCACCCCUUCAGAUCUCCCCCCAAAACCCCCAAUCCCUAUUUCCCUUACCCAACCCCCACUUUCUCCACCCAAAACUUCCCAAACCCCUCCCCAAUCUCCCCUAGUAAUCCCCUCCUCACAAUUUAAGUGCUCUUCUCCUGGAGCUAGGCUUCUGUGCCAGGACAAUAUGUACUUCUCCCACUUAUUUAAAAUUCCUUCUAUGGUACCUAGUCCAAAAGCACAGCCUAAGAAGUCAAGGAAUUAUAGAAGGAAAUAUGCGAAGAAGGAAGGAAGAGAUUGUACUGUAGAGCAAGAGAAGGGUGUGAAUAAGAGUAUAAAGGAAGAGCCAACUUUUCGUCAGGUUGAGGAUAGGGAAAAGGAGGAGUCAAUUUCUCAGAUAGAGUGAACUCAAGAUGGAUUCCUGAAUUUGGAGCAAAGUGAGAGGAAGAAGGAUGGUGAAGGUGAAGAUGGGGGGAAGGAAGGUUAA
Moneuplotes crassus is the source of this 1393-nucleotide messenger RNA. The record is from the annotation of a GenBank genome assembly. NCBI's taxonomy places the organism in Eukaryota, Ciliophora, Spirotrichea, Euplotida, Euplotidae.